Molecule: messenger RNA, 1254 nt
Organism: Triticum aestivum (bread wheat)
Lineage: Eukaryota; Viridiplantae; Streptophyta; Magnoliopsida; Poales; Poaceae
Exons: 2
Coding region: 83-448 (121 amino acids)
Source: RefSeq, a predicted model, not a curated record
CCUUCUCUCGUUCAUCUUAUCUUCUUUAUCUCUCCAACUACUCGUUUCUGGUGGUCGCCGCCGAUGUGGUGAGCUCGUCGCCAUGGCCGCCGGCGACUCGAUGCGCCUCGUGUGGAUCGACGACGCGAGAUGCACCCCCUCUCCAUGGCCGCUCACAGCCAAGGGCGCACUCGUCUCCUUGUCCGCCUCCGCCAGCAGCUGGAUGUGCGCCCUCUCCAUGGCCGCCGCAGCCAGGGUGCGCCAGUCACCAUGGCCAAGCUGCAACCGGCCACAGGGGCGGCGAGUUCGUGCUGGAACCGAGGGAUUUGCUGGAACCGGCUGUUGUACAUGCUACAAGGUCGAUGCCUCGCCGGAGGAAGCUACAUCCAGCGGUGAAGAGUGUUGCAUCAAACGUCGUUCGAUGUCGGGAGCUGCAAGCGUGCAUGUCGGAGCUGCGACCGACUACUAGGGGAGCUGCAAGAGGGGAGGCCAUUUUUUGUGGAUGUGUUCUCGUUUUGCCGAACCAAUUAUGUUUUUGCUGGAACCGAUGUAUUUUUUUGCUGGAACCGAGAUAUUUUUUUGCCUCAACGAUUGCAGAGCUCUUAAAUGCUCAUGUCAUUUUUUGCUGGGACCUAAGUUCGUUUGUGCCGGAAGCGUUUCUGAUUUUGCUUCAACUGACCACUGGACUUUGACCCGCGGAGAAGAUUUUUGCUGCUUCCAAUUUUUGCUGCUUGGCACUCUGACCCCGGCGGGCGGGAGAUGCAGAGAUGCUACAAUUAGCCACCCGAGCGCUAUUAUCACUGGAAGCUGAAUCUAGCAAUUUGUUCUGCUACCACCAUCUUUUUUUAACUGAAAACAACUCCAAUUUUUGCUUUCACCAUGCUCUGUUUUUGUUGGAUGCAGCUAUAUUUUUUGCUUACACCAUGACGACGACUGGCAGCAACACGGCGACCGGCGGCCGGCAAUGACGACGGCGACCGGCGACCGGCGGGGAGGGCAGCAACAGGCGAGUGCGUCGGGCGGUGCUUCAAGGUCGAGCGCAUAGCUCAUCCAUGGAGGCGCGAUGGAAUUUUUUUUGUAAAAGAAGAAGCCUGACGAAAGAAGAUGAGGGAAUCGUACGGCUACACAUUAUUUUAUCGGACGAUGCUGGUAUGACCGGCCCAAAGUUGGGCCGGCGCGCCGGCGCCUAGUAGUGCCCAAAAAAGCAGCCGGUAGAUGAGGCGUGCUACGUGUGGCACUAGUAGAAAAAGGGUCAAAUGUGAAGCACAUUAGUGC